AUGGUUCGCCGUUCGAGCAUGGUCUACGAGCUGUUGAAGUCUGAGACGAGAGAUGACGGUUUCACGCCGAAAGAAAUCAUCGAUCGCGUCAGCCAAACUUACGACAUCACCGCGGGGAAAGCGUUGCGCAAACAGGUUGCAGUUGCUCUCAGACGUGGCAUUGAUUUUGGCAUCAUCGCCAGGAAAAAUAAUAAGUACAAAUUCGAUGUCAGCUCGCUGCCGGCCGUAACUCAGUGGGUUCCGCGAAAAGCCAUCAGAGCGGCGAAUUAUACAGUUGGAAAAGGCAACAACGCGAGUAAGAAAAAGAGAGCCGGAAGAAAAAUGAGGCAACGGGUAUCGGGACAAACGCCAUCGAAGAGCAACAAAAGUGGCGUCAAACAACAAAAACGCGCGAGAUCAUGGAAUCGUAAACCUGUUGGGCCGUUACCACCGAGGCCUAAGGUGCCAAAGCCGCCGAAUUGGAGUCCAAAAAGACGCAAUUUAUCCGAGGAGCCGAUACCAAAAGUCGUGAAGCAUUCGUCGAGCAACGAAAUCUCGUCGUAA
Molecule: messenger RNA, 543 nt
Organism: Venturia canescens
Lineage: Eukaryota; Metazoa; Arthropoda; Insecta; Hymenoptera; Ichneumonidae
Exons: 2
Coding region: 1-543 (180 amino acids)
Source: RefSeq, a predicted model, not a curated record